ACGAAGUCGGUCAGUCCCCUGGACGCGCAUCUGUAACUUGAGUGUGUUUUACAUUCUCUUGCUGACGAAUCUAGUAUUUCGGACAACAUGCGGAAAGCUCUGCUAUUUGCGCUCAUUUUGUUCGGCAUUGACUCCAUAUUUGCAGUCACACACUCCCUGCAGUAUGUCUACAGCGGUUCAUCAGGGAUACCAAACUUCCCAGAGUUUGUGGCUUUGGGGAUGGUGGACGGGGAGCCCAUCGUUUACUGUGACAGUAAAAUACCCAGAGUGACUCCUCGUCAGGCCUGGAUGAAUAAAGCUGUGGAUCCUAAUUACUGGGAGCAGCAGACUCAGAUCCUCAUGGGUGCAGCGCCAGCGUUCAAAGCCAACAUAGAAAUUGCAAAGCAGCGUUUCAACCAAACCGGAGGUAUUCAUACAUAUCAGCAGAUGUACGGCUGUGAGUGGGAUGAUCAAACUGGGGCCACAGGUGCUUUUCGUCAGUUUGGCUAUGAUGGGAGUGACUUCAUUGCAUUGGACUUCAAGACCAUGACUUACGUGGCUCCAGUGAUGCAGGCGGCUCCCACUAAACAGAAGUGGGACAGUGACAGAGCUCAGUUAGAUUACUUAAAAAGCUACUACAACCAGGAGUGCAUUGACUGGCUGAAGAAGUAUGUGAGCUACGGGAAGAGCACACUGGAGAGGACAGUCCGCCCUGAGGUGUCUCUGCUGCAGAAGGACCCCUCCUCUCCUGUCACCUGCCACACAACCGGCUUCUUCCCCAAAAGGAUCAUGGUGACCUGGAGGAAAGAUGGAGUGGACAUGCACAGCGAUGUGGAGGUGGGGGAGACCCUGCUAAAUGGGGACGGAACAUUCCAGAUCACAUCGAAACUCACGGUGAAGCCUGAGGACUGGAAGAUGAACAGCUACAGCUGUGUCGUGCAGCACAAGAGCCUCCAGGAUGACAUUGCUGUGCUGCUGGAGGAGAAGAACAUAAGGACCAAUCAGGGAGGCAUUUCCUGGGGCAUCAUCAUCGGCUGUGUGGCUGCUGCUCUGGCUCUCGUUGCUGUUGUCAUUGGGGUCGUGUUGUGGAGGAGGAGCAGGACAGGCUAUGGGAAAGCCAGCACAUCUGACACUGAUUCUGAGAACAGCCAACAGCAACCAAAAGCAUGAGUUCACCCUCCAUGAUGUCACAGUUCUUCUCCUUCUCUGCCAGAAGACAACAGAGACAAGAUGAGAUGAAUGUGCAGACCUGAUACCCCCCCCCCACACACACACACACACAUAAUACAAUAUAUUGUCUACUUGCUUUUAGCAACUUUACAGUUAACAGUUAUGAGAUUUUAAAUAUGAGGAGCAGAAUAAAUUUAAUCAGAAGAUAAAUCACUGACUGACAGUCAGGAAGGAUCAUUAAUGCAGGUUUAUUUCUCUCUCUGUAACUUUACUGUAUUAGCAGUUAAAGCUCAGCUGUCUUAAAGCUGCUCUGCUCUGUCACUGUGCAGCACUGCAGUCUGUUUUUAUCAUGAUCCGUCUCUUUAAAUGCCGCACAGCCUGCUGAUGAGGACGCCUGUGUGACCCUGUGUGUGAGAUGCACUGAUCACUGACUUACAGUAACGAGCAUCAAGGAUGAAGCAACAGCAACCAGAAAGAUGGGCAAUGAAACGAUGAAUGUGGCUGAUAAACGUAUGAAACAGUGUAACAGAACAUCAUGUAAUUUAUUAUUACAGGAAAUCAACUUCAAAUUGACCUGUUAUAAUUAAUGGUUACAUAGUUACGCUCAGGUGAGGAUUAUUGGAGACUUGCCGAGUUUAAAAAAUAUAUUUGAAAUUCUUCAAAAUAAUUAUCUAGUGCAUUUCUCACAGGGUUUUCAUACAUUGUUCUUUUUGUAUUUGAUAUAUUUUUCUGUUUAAGUUGUGAAUUUGUUUCUUUGAGAAUUAAUGUAAUAUUAUGAACUUUUUCAGUUAGUCUGAUUGCUGUCGGUAAUUUAACCCUAAACCUUAUGCUUUGGUGAUUUUACAUGCAAAACUGUUUAAGUAAUUAUGAAAUUCUGUUUCUAUUAUAUACACAAGUGGAAAAUCAUUGAAUAUAUGAUUACCAUGUUCAUAAAUGAAACUUCUUAAUAUCAGUAAAAUAAAUUAUGAAAGAGACCAACAGAAAUCCGUAUUACAUAAAUUUUCAUUUUGAUUGUAAAUAUUUUGUUUGAAAUGGGCUAAUAAAAUAAAGGGGGUAAAUUGGAACAAA
Messenger RNA from Paramormyrops kingsleyae, 2217 nucleotides. Lineage: Eukaryota; Metazoa; Chordata; Actinopteri; Osteoglossiformes; Mormyridae. The record is from RefSeq and is a predicted model, not a curated record.